Molecule: messenger RNA, 315 nt
Organism: Strongylus vulgaris
Lineage: Eukaryota; Metazoa; Nematoda; Chromadorea; Rhabditida; Strongylidae
Source: the annotation of a GenBank genome assembly
AUGAACAUUUUUGGCAAAGGCAAGAAUUUGAUUACGCUUUUCAUGUAUCAGUGCACUUCGUCCCAUGCCGUGUCUGUUGGUCAAGCCAGAGAGUGGGCUCAUUCACUUGGAAUACCCUACUUCCGUUUCUCACCGCGACUCACCCGAGCCUACGACUUGGAUAGCGUUGCGGCCGAAGGAAUUUUUGACUUUUGGUUCGAAACGGAGGUUUAUCUUAGAACACAAGCGCGACAGGAAAUUGUUAAGCUUUGCCGAUUGCUGAAAUCUAUGCCGAAAGCAGAAGUUCAGAAGUAUAUGCAAAGCAAAUCUUCCUGA